AUGGCAGAAGCAACAAAGUCAGGCAAAACCCGAGCGGCAGUGGUCGCGGAGGUCUCUGACGAGCGCUUCUCGCUACAAGAAAUAUCAUUGGACGAGGCGAAGAACGAUAUCGCCAGCCUAAACGGUUGGAUCGAAAGAGUCGACGCCAAGUUCACGCAGGAAUGUCAACGGUUGAACCAAGAAGUUCAGACCGCAAUUAACAGACAAGACGGUACGUUGGCGACUUUCGAUGGAAGGAUACGAGCACUCGAGAUGGAAGUUCGCCGUCUUGGCGUGUUACUUCCGCAACUAGAGUUGCAGAUCCAACAGAGACAGUCAACGGCGAUAGAUACCGCAUUAAAAACGAUAAAAGAAGAGAUGUUCAAUCAAAGGUCGGACAUGACGUGUUCUUUACAAAAAAUAGCCGCAUUCGAGGCCUCCAAAGCAAUGAAAAGACACAAGGACGAUAUCCUUAUUGAGCUGAGGAGGAACCGAGUGAUAGAGGAAGAGGAGACCCCCGAAACGGGGGGAGACUCCUCGGCAGAGACGGUGAAGGCGAGAAGCCAUCACGCAAGUGGCGCAUCAAUCGUAAACAUCUCCUGUGAUACCAGGGAUGAUUUGACGGCAGAAAGAGACACCCUGAUGGGAGAACUGAUGGGUGCUGGACAUAUCGUGAGAACGUCGAAAGAUAAGAAAGAACGCCGAGUGAACACACUCAAGGCAAGGUCAAGAUAUGACCGAGUGGCGGAGCUGACACGGAAGCUAGCUGGAAUCUCGACGGCGGAAGAAAGAACAAGUGACCGUGGGCAGCUAGACGUGGCGCUGGGUGAAAUAGCGGUGCUGGAACAGUUGGCGGAGUCUCCGAAAGGAGACCCUACACCAACGACCACGACACUCGUGAACCGUCCAGCGCUACCCCUUCCGGUGUUUAGCGGAAAUAUUGCAGCGUGGGGGAGUUGGCAAGCCGCCUGGGCGACUUACGACGACGACAACACGCUGACAAAUGAGCAAAAAUAUCAGUACCUUCGGGGCUGUUUGAAAGGAAAGGCGGCCGAUGCGAUUUCGUACCUGCAAUACGGGUCGAAUCAAUAUCGCAAGGCCAUGGAAUUGUUGACGGAAAGAUUCGGAGACCAAGAUAGGCUGAAAAAGCACUACUUGGCGGAACUCAAAGCGAUGGCAAACACUCGACUGAGCGAGACUUCCGCUCUGUCGCAGUGGCAAAAACUCCAUGACGGGCUGGCAAAUAGCGUCGCGGCGCUGAACAGCCUAGGAGUAGAUACAAGUACUCAUCAAUCCUAUCUCGCCCCGGACCUACUGGCGGCCUUUCCAAGGGCGUUGGUUAGCCGGUGGAGGGACAGGUGGGAGGACGAUGAGCCGACGUUCUCAAAGAUCUUGAAGGCCCUGCAAAGGGAAAUAAGACUUAGGGAAGAAGACGAGACGUCGGCGACAAGUGGUAGCGGGAAGCCCGUGCUAGAGUCGGCCGCUACCACGGCAAAUAAUGGAAACAGAGGCCUGGCAUGCCUAUUCUGCCAAAAGAUACACUUGCAUCAUAACUGCAAUCAAGGGUCGUCAGCUCAGAGAAGAGCGACGGCAGAAAAAGAAGGUCGGUGCCUGAAGUGUCUGGCCCGAUCGCAUCGGACGGAACAUUGCAUAUCGCGAAUUCCGUGCCGACACUGCGGGAGCACGGAACAUAGCCCUGCCGUAUGCGUGGCUAGACCACGGGGCGGCGGUUAUGCGCCAGCUCCCGCAGGAAACAGAGGAUUCUCCCCUCAAAGAGCUCCAAAGGUGGUGACGAUAGACACCACCACGUUGACGAUUUCUACAAGAUCGAAGACGGGAGUACUGCCCACCUUCACGGCCUACCUUAAAGGGAAAGCCGGAGAUCGGGUAAAGAUAGUCGGAUUAAUUGACUCUGGGAGCGAGAGAACGUUUGUCCGCCAGGACACGGCGACCAGAGUCGGAGCGGAAAAGAUAAGGGCUGAAUACCUGGCGGUCAACGGGUUCGGAGACCAGAACAAGGCGGGCAAAAACCAUGCCGUGUUCGGACUCAGACUCGCGGGACUUAGCCAGGAUGCCCCAGAGAUAAAGAUCGAAGCGAUUGCGAGGAAGUUUCUCGCAAACGCAAAGAAAGUCACCCCGACAGAUUUCUCGAAAGGCCUGAUAGGCCAGGGGAAGGACUUAGCCGAUGACCGGUACAUCACCGGUCAGCAAGGCAACCAGUUUGAUCUCAUCGUCGGCUGCGAUUUCAUCUGGUCGAUAAUGCAGCACAAGACCAUCCCAGGCGCAAAUGGGCUAGUCGCAUGUGCAAGCAAAGUUGGCUGGCUGAUCUUCGGUACGAUAGAUGAAAAAAGUAAAGCGGAAGAACAAGUGUUAACCGCAGCAGUAGACGUGCAGAAACCGAUGACGGACUUCAAAGAAUUUUGGAGUCUAGAGCAUAUGGGGAUAACCCCACAAGAAAAGGCAGAACCCGCAUUCUUGGAGGCCUAUCAGGAGACGAUUCUGCGGGCAGACGAUGGGCGUUACAAGGUGUUGUUCCCCAUCAAGAUCGGCCAUCGCAGAAUUGAAUCCAACCGGAAGAUCGCAAUGAUACGGCUGCAAGGGCUGCUGGGCAAGACCCAACUGGAAGAUAAGUUGAAAUACCACGAGAUAUUUCAACAAUAUAUCAGAGACGGAUUCAUCGAAGAAGCUGACCGAGGAUUCAACGGUGACUGCACAUACUUACCUCACCGACCGGUGAUUAAAGUUAGUGCGGAAACCACGAAAAUUCGGCCGGUGUUCGACGGAUCAGCACAUAUGAAGGAAAGACCUAGCAUCAACGAUGCUCUAGAAAUUGGGCCGAAUCUAAACCCGGAAGUGUUGGCGGUCUUGUUGCGGUUCCGACAGAAUCGGAUAGCCUGGACCGCCGACAUCACUCAGGCGUUUCUCCAAGUCGAGAUCCGCUCGGAGCACGGGCAGUUGAUAAGGUUCAUCUGGGUCGAUGAUCCUAGAAAACCUCAGCCUAAAUUCAUCGAGUAUCGAUGGAGAAGAGUGCCGUUCGGGUUGUCUUGCAGCCCGUUCAUACUCAAGGCUGUUAUCCUCAAACACCUAAAAGGGUUUGAAGCGAUAUACCCCGAGACAGUGCGGCAGCUACAACAGCAGUUGUACGUCGACGACUGGCUAGGGGGGGAGACAAAUGUUGAUGAAGCGGAGAAACGUAUUCGCGAAGCGAUUACGAUCUUCAAGGCCGCAAAGAUGGAGUUGUGCAAGUGGACCUCCAACAGUGCAGAGUUGAUUAAAAGACUGCCGGAGGUCCAGUUUAAAGAGACGGUCACGAACGUGACAGCAGAGGGCAAGUCAGCCACAAAAGCCUUAGGGGUGAUCUGGGACCCCGCGUCGGACAAAUUCAGGUUUGAUCCGGCGCAGGUUCUCAGAAAAGCCCGCGAAAUUGGUGACAGACCCACCAAACGGAAGCUUUUCAGCCUGGCACUGAAGAUCUUUGACCCUUUGGGUCUCAUCGCUCCGGUGACGUUGGUGGGGAAACUCAUCAUGCAAAAGGUGUGGUUGGCGGGCUCAGGAUGGGAUGAGCCCAUUCCAAUCGAGGUGAUACCUCAUUGGAAAACAUUCAUUGACGGAAUAACAGAGCUGAGGAAUACCUGUCAGCCCCGAUGGUCGGGAGAUCAUGAAGGGAGACUUCAUCUUUUCUGCGAUGCAAGUAACGACGCCUAUAGUGUGGUGGCGUACUUACAGAGAAUCGAUGGGGAAGACCCAGUGAUGCUGUGCAGCAAAACGAGAGUAGCGCCGGACCCUAAGAAAUCAGUCUCGAUCCCGAGGCUGGAGCUUCUGAGUGGACUACUGGCUGCGAGGCUCGGGAGCUACGUCGAGAAAGCGACGGAAACAGUCAUCAAGAGAAAACUUCUGUGGACCGACUCAGCGAUAGCCUUCUGGUGGAUGAAAGGCGAGGCUGGUCGGUGGAAGCAAUUUGUUUACAAUAGGGUGACAGAGAUAAGACAGACAGUGGAAACUGAAGAAAUGAGGCACUGCCCAGGGUUACAAAACCCGACGGACGUAGCAUCCAGAGGGGCUACGGCAGCGCAGUUAAACGCACAAAAGAGUUGGUGGACUGGCCCAUCUUGGAUGGGGAAAGAGAAGGAAUGGCCCCAGUCACCAAGCUCAGCGACCGAGCUCCAACUACAGGAGGUCUCGGUCGAAGAAAAGACAGUCGAAGUAACGCAAUCCGCGAUAUCAAUCGAAGCAAAGUGGUACGAAAGAUUCAGCUCCAUGCGAGUCAUGGUAAGAGUCUUGGCCACGAUGCUAAGAGCGAUAAAAAAGUUCAAAGGCAAAGAUAGUCCGGAAAGCCCGGCUGCAACGGUCAGACAUCGGGGAAGGAAGUUGAAAUUCCCCGUGUUGACAACAGAAGAGACGCGAGAGGCAACGAUCGAGCUCUACAAAGAAGCCCAGGCGACUCACUACGGAGCAGUGGUGAAGAGCUUUAAAGCUGGGAAAACAGAAGUCCCACAUGAGUUGAGGAAACUCGGCCUCAUGUGGGACAGCAAAGACGAGUUAAUCAGGUGUCGAGGCCGGCAUCUAAAUUGGAUGGAAUACAAUAAAAAAGCAGCGCUCAUUCUGCUACCGGCCGAACACAUCAUAACAAAGAGACUGAUUGAACAAACGCAUCUUCGGUUGAAACAUACCGGAGUGAAAACCAUGAUGGGGGCACUCAGAACGGAUUUCUGGAUUCCGAAGAUGCGGCAGACCGUCAAAAAAGAGACAAGCAAGUGCACGAGAUGCCAGAGAAUGGACUCGAGACACUUCGAUGAAAUACCGGCGCCCCUACCGUUGGACCGUCUGCAAAUGUCGAAUCCGUUCACGAUAACGGGGGUAGAUUUCGCAGGCCCGUUCCCAGUAGAGUCGCCGGCAAAUAGCGGUCACAAAACGAAAGUAUUCGUGUGUCUCUUCACCUGCGCCGUAACAAGAGCUGUUCAUCUCGAAGUUACGACCGACCAGGAGAUUUCCACGUUUAUCUUCGCGCUAAGACGAUUCUUUGCACGGAGAGAGUACCCAAGGGCGCUCUACUCCGAUAACGCAGGAACGUUUACGCUGGCCGCUAAGUACCUCAGAGCAGCGUACAGAGACAGCAGAGUGUUUAACACCCUGGUUGAUCUCAACAUAAAGUGGAGGUUCUCGCCGAGUUUGGCCCCUUGGUGGGGCGGAUUCUGGGAGAGGAUGGUGCAGACCGUUAAACGGCUGCUAUAUAAAACAUACGGGGGCGAUUGUAUGGAAUACGAUCUAUUCCAAACGGUGUUGACGGAGAUCGAAGAUACCAUCAACACCAGACCGUUGACAUACGUGGCAGAAGACGAUACGGAGCCGCUAACACCCAAGCAAUUGGUCACAGGCUACCGGCAACAGCAGCAUCACCCGGUCGAUGACGAGGAGAGAGAAUACUCGGACCGGGUGACACUGACAAAGAGAGAGAGGCUCAGGAGAAACCUGGUCGCUCAAUGGUGGAAAGAUUUCUACACGGAAUAUGUGAUGGAUCUGGAACAGUUUCACUGUCCAACUCCAGAUUCCUCGCCGCCGCCUUCCUCAAGCUUGCCAGCCGCCGCCUCAGACGUGCCAGCCCGCGAAAGAAGCAGCCACUCGAGAACUUCUCCUCCAACCGCAAGAGUAAUACUCAGCGGCAGUGACGCUGUUAAGCCCGAUAAGGCUUAA
This is a messenger RNA of Daphnia magna, 5670 nucleotides long. RefSeq lists its product as uncharacterized. The transcript has 2 exons. Gene Ontology annotation, biological process: DNA integration. Lineage: Eukaryota; Metazoa; Arthropoda; Branchiopoda; Diplostraca; Daphniidae. Bases 1 to 5670 code for a protein of 1889 amino acids. Gene Ontology annotation, molecular function: nucleic acid binding. The record is from RefSeq and is a predicted model, not a curated record.